Messenger RNA from Coregonus clupeaformis (lake whitefish), 1912 nucleotides. RefSeq lists its product as uncharacterized. The record is from RefSeq and is a predicted model, not a curated record. Gene Ontology annotation, cellular component: nucleus. Bases 163 to 1410 code for a protein of 415 amino acids. Gene Ontology annotation, molecular function: RNA polymerase II cis-regulatory region sequence-specific DNA binding. Gene Ontology annotation, biological process: negative regulation of DNA-templated transcription; circadian regulation of gene expression. Lineage: Eukaryota; Metazoa; Chordata; Actinopteri; Salmoniformes; Salmonidae. The transcript has 6 exons.
AUGAACGUCCGGCGAACGUGAGAGGAAGUAGACUGCUGACCUGAUGUUCCAACGAGUCUGAGACAAAUAUCGGCAAGUAGGCUACGGAGAUAGACGUUAUCAAAGCCGCUCUGGCAACCGUGGGCGGCUCUACUGCUGUUAUUUUGUUGCAAUAUUCCAGUGAUGCAAUCGCAGGGGAGCACUUCCUCCCAGCCCUCCGUUGAUUCGCUGAGCUCCAGUGACAGCUACCUGUUCAGCCACUCUGAGCAGGCGGAGGAUGACACCGACGUCUUCCUGUCCGAACGCUCGCCCUCCGUCAUCCUCAGCACUGGGGGCAUGGUCAGGAGCGACGGGAGUGCCGGGGCAGACAGUCCCGAGUCCCAGUGGGCGUGUGACGGCUUCACCGACCGUGAGGAGGAUGAGUCACGGGGGUCAGAGGUUACUGGAGGUCACCCCAGGGUCACAGCUGAGAGAGAGAGAACAAGCGAGACGGAGAGAGAGAAGACAGAGGGAGACCUGCUCUUUGCCCAGAAGUGUGCUGAGCUGCAGGGGUUUGUCAGGCCCUUACUGGAGCUGCUGAAUGGACUGAAGGGGGGACGAUUUGACCGUGGUCUGAGUAGUUUCCAGCAGAGCGCAGCCAUGGACCGCAUCCAGAGGAUCGUAGGGAUCUUACGGAGACCCAACAUCGGGGAGAAGUAUAUGAACACUCUUCUCCAGGUGGAGACGAUGCUGAAGAUGUGGUUUCCACAGGUGUCCCCCUUGGCCCCACCUACUGCCCCUACCCUCUCCCCCCCUCACCUCUCACUCCGGGACACCCCAUGCAGCACCCCCCCACACAAGCACAGAGACCAGUCACACAUCCCUGUCAAGAAGCGCAGACUGAGUUGGUCAGACACAGACUCUGACACCCCUCCUCCUGUACUCUGUAAGAGGCUUAACGCCGGUGGAGGAGAGGAGAGGGGGAAGGAGGGGGGAGACGUCCCCUCGGCAGCUUCAGGGGUACCCCCACACCCCCUGGACCCCACCAGCGACCAGGAGAAUGAGAGAAAGGAAGAUGAGGAGAGCGGAGAGGGAGAGUCAUCGAGCAACAAAGCGGGUCUCUGUUCUGAGCCCGGUCCCACCUCGGUCCUCAUAGCACCCAUCCUUUCCCCCUGGAAACCAAGGAAGGGGAAACAGCUGCUGCCUGUCAUACCACCUCCCACCACCAGGGGCAGUCCAGCCAUGCAGGACAGCGUAAUCUCUUCCACCACACCUUUCAACAACCUCCAAAGCCAGCAGCAGCCAAUCGGGUGCCAAAGCCAGCCUGUUGCCGGGAAGACUGGGAAAAAUACCUUAAAGACCUGUCAGGGGCGGGGCCAGGCUCAUUCAAUCACGACAAAGCCUUUGAAAAGGGUGGAGCGUAAGAGCAGGGUUAACCCCGCCCCUUUAUAGACCUGAUGCACUGAGCAUGCUCCGACCAGCAGACUAGUGUGACUACGUCAACAUGCUAAAGCUGCAGUGAUAGGGAGAGUCAGGGUGGUGGAAAUGGGCUGCAGUCCAAACACUUUAUUUUUUGAACCCCUCAGCCCUUGCACUAGCCAUUUUCCCUUGGGGGAAUCCCCUUCGAAACUGGAUGCAGUUUGAUUUACAUCUUAAGUGGAGGUCCAAUUCACUAACAUUGCCCCCUCGGCACUCGAUUUAGCUCGAGGGAGCGAGUGAAGAACUUGUGGGGUUGAUAUGACCCACAAUUCAAUGCAAACUGUAGUCAAGUGUCAUACUCCAGUGGCCGCGAAGUGUCACAUUUAAUCAACACGGCUGCAUUUUCGGCCUGUCAGACAGAAUUAUGAUGCUAGCUUGCUAAAAAAUAGUAGUGAGGAGCCUAUAAAAAUAUAUAAUAAUAUAAUAUGCCAUUUAGCAGACGCUUUUAUCCAAAGCGACUUACAGUCAUGUGUGC